Molecule: messenger RNA, 2822 nt
Organism: Mirounga angustirostris (Northern elephant seal)
Lineage: Eukaryota; Metazoa; Chordata; Mammalia; Carnivora; Phocidae
Gene: GCNT1
Product: glucosaminyl (N-acetyl) transferase 1
Exons: 6
Coding region: 955-2241 (428 amino acids)
Cellular component (GO): membrane
Molecular function (GO): beta-1,3-galactosyl-O-glycosyl-glycoprotein beta-1,6-N-acetylglucosaminyltransferase activity
Source: RefSeq, a predicted model, not a curated record
GGGCCAGGGGCGAGGCCGCCGGGUAGGAGGCCUGGAGGCGAGAGGCGCGGUCCGCCCGCGCAGCCAGUGCGCGGCGGUUUGGGGUGCCGCGCGGUAGCGCGCCCUUUUGCGCCCCGGCGGCCAGAGGUUUGCUGCAGCGCUUUCUCUCGAUGCCGAGCGAGCCCCAGGCACCCUCGCCGGCCACACACUUCUUUCUCACGGUGGAUGAGGUCGCCUGCAGAUCCGGGCUGGACCUUAUGGGCUGCCCAGGUGGAGCGGGUCCUCCCCGUCGUCCUCCACUCCAGACAAUCAACCUGACCAGGGCUCAGCCUCCCCGUCCCUGUCCUUCAUCCGCCCGCUGAGGAGUAGCAGAGUGCUGUAUGAGUUGGGAGUUGGGGACCCCUGACCCAAACCCAACUGCCCUUGUGCACAGGAAUUCAGAGAAGACUUGAGUGACUAUCGGCUGGAGUCAUCUGGUGACUUCUUCAAUUACAUGUCUGGCACCUGGGCUGGGAUGAAUGAAGGCUGGAUUCAUCUGGGACUGUUGACUUGGGUAUCUUGGACUCUCUGCGUGGCUUAUUACAUCAUGGAAGCUGGUUCCGAAAGGAAGCCUCUGGAGAGCAAAUUUUCUAAGACAACCAGUUGGAAGCUGCUUAGUUUUCCAUGACCCAGUCUUGGUGGCCACAUCGCGUCACUUCAGCCGAUCUCUACUGAUUUUUUUAAAAGCCUCAUGGGACAGCACUGUUGCUGAAUGCCUGGUACAUAUAAGAAACUUGACUGCAUGAAAGGCAUUUUCCAAACACAGUAUGUUACCUGGAAUCCAAGAACUAAAUGAGCCAGACUUUCUUUAAGUCUAAAUGUGCUGUUCUCCAUGUGAACUGACAACUCUCAGGGCCACGACGGUAGAGAAACCAUGACUGCUUGAAGCCUGGAAGACUGCCCUUAAUUAAGGAAAAUCCCUGAUUGUUGUUUGAAAUGCUGAGAAAGUUGCUGCGGAGGAGACUUUUCUCUUAUCCCACUAAAUACUUCUUCCUCCUUCUUGUUUUUUCCCUAGUCACCUUCUCUGUUUUAAGAAUUCAUCAAAAGCCCGAAUUUAUAAGUGUUGGACAUUUGGAGCUGGUUGGAGAGAAUCCUAGUAGUAAUAUUAAUUGUACCAAAGUUUUACGGGGGGAUGUAGAUGAAAUCCAAAAGGUACAGCUUGAAAUUCUCACAGUGAAAUUUAGGCAGCGCCCUCGGUGGACAACCAAUGACUAUAUAAACAUGACCAGAGAUUGUAAUUCUUUCAUCAAGAGGCGGAAAUAUAUCAUGCAACCCCUUAGUAAAGAAGAGGAAGAGUUUCCCAUAGCAUAUUCUAUAGUGGUUCAUCACAAAAUUGAAAUGCUUGACAGGCUCCUGAGAGCCAUCUAUAUGCCUCAGAAUUUCUACUGCAUUCACGUGGACAGAAAGUCAGAGGAUUCCUUUUUGGCCGCGGUGAUUGGCAUUGCGUCCUGCUUCAGUAAUGUCUUUGUGGCCAGUCAGCUGGAGAGUGUGGUGUAUGCCUCGUGGAGUCGGGUUCAGGCCGACCUCAACUGCAUGCAAGACCUCUACAGGAUGAGUGCAGACUGGAAGUACUUGAUAAAUCUUUGCGGUAUGGAUUUUCCCAUUAAAACCAACCUGGAAAUUGUCCGGAAGCUCAAGUCGCUAAUGGGUGAAAACAACCUAGAAACUGAGAGAAUGCCAUCCAAUAAAAAAGAAAGGUGGAAAAAGCAUUAUACAGUUGUUAAUGGGAAGCUGACAAACACGGGGACUGACAAAAUGCACCCUCCUCUCGAAACGCCUCUGUUUUCAGGCAGUGCCUAUUUUGUGGUCAGUAGGAUGUACGUGGGGUAUGUGCUAGAGAAUGAAAAAAUCCAAAAGUUUAUGGAGUGGGCUAAAGAUACAUACAGCCCGGAUGAGUAUCUCUGGGCCACUAUUCAGAGGAUCCCUGAUGUCCCAGGCUCACUGUCCUUAAGCCAGAAGUAUGACAUGUCUGACAUGCAUGCAAUUGCAAGGUUUGUCAAAUGGCAGUAUUUCGAAGGGGAUGUUUCCAAGGGUGCCCCCUACCCACCCUGCAGUGGGGUCCAUGUGCGUUCUGUGUGCGUGUUCGGAGCAGGGGACUUGAACUGGAUGCUACGCAAGCACCACUUGUUUGCCAACAAGUUUGACACAGACAUUGACCUCUUUGCCAUCCAGUGUUUGGAUGAGCAUCUGAGACAUAAAGCCCUGGAGACAUUAAAACAUUGAUGGUUCAUUUUAGUCAACUUUAGAAAUGAGAAGACGUGUGCAUGAGAUGCACCCUACCUGAUUCUUCUGCCUGGUAAUAAACAGAGAAACUAUAGGGGGUGCUCUUUGGGUUAGGGACCUCCUUGAAGCUGUGUGAUUUCUGCCCAGCACCAUGGAUUAGAAAGGUUAUAGCAUUAAAUGUUGACCUAGAGUUAGCUUGGGGUCAGGGUAGGUUGGGAGGCACUGUGGCCCACGUAGCUGGGGAUGCAGCUGAAUGCAAAAACCAGCCUGUUAAAAGAACUCAGGGACUUAACAAAAUGACCAAGAUUUCAUCUGUGCCAAAAUUACUUUGAGAGCUUUACUUAUGACAAUUUUCUUGAUUUGAAUAAAUUUAUAGCAACAACCAGUUGUAAGGAUAUAAUUUAUCUUGCAGGUUUUAUGUGGUGAAAUAGAAAUUUGACUUUAAAUGGUGCUUGUAAAUAAUUUACUUUCUGCUGUAACAUUGUGUUGGUAGCAUGUCGGUAUGUGUCAUCUCAGGGAACUUGAAAAAAUGGGCUUGACUGAACGUGAAUAUUUCUAAUUUUUGCUUCUAACAAUGUCUA